GUCUUUUUUCCGGAACAAGUGAGUGGAAGCAAGCCUAAGUAGCGGGUAGGCUGAGUGAAAUUGCUUCCAGUAAUCGUUGCGGUUCAGGUGUUCAACGGUUGCCACUAUUUUGAGUUGCUAAAGCAGCCAACAAGUCUCCGCCGCUUCCGAGGCCGUGCCAAGCAGACUGUUGUCAUAGUCUCUGCACCCACUGGCAGAAUGCAAGGCCAGGGCUUCCCCGACACUCACACGACCACCACAACGACCACAACUACUAGGUCUGCCUCAUGGCUGGUCUUUGACCCAUCGUAUCUGCGUACCUUGCCAGGCAUCUUGAAAGGAGCCCAAAUUAUUAUUAACCUGAUCGGGUUCAUCUGCUCUCAAUUGGACUACUACUUUCCAAGUACGUCCAACUGGUAUGGAUUUGUGUCAAUGACCGCAUUUUGGGUUACGCUGGUGCUCCUCUUCUUCUACAUUUUUCGCCUGAUUGAGAAGAUCAAGAUUGUUCCUUGGAUGCUUGCGGAGUUUGUGUACUGCGGUGUCUGGGCAGCUCUGUAUUUCACAGCUGCCAUAGCGGCAGCUGUCAAAGGCAGAUAUCAAGAAUGUCUGGCCGCUGCUGCCUUCUUUGGCUUUGUGGCCAUGUUCCUGUACGGUGCGGAUGCCUUCUUCAAAUACAAAGGCUGGAAGUCUGGAGAGCCUGCCCAGGGUGAGAGAUCGGUGCCCAGUGCAGGGCUUGGAGCUUCAAACACGGUGUCGCCUACCAGCCCCAACUACCCUGCCUACUAACCAUGCACGCUACUAAGGCAUGCACCCACCCCUCGGGCUAAGACCAGCUUGAGUGAAAAGUGGUGUGAAGAUGAACCUUGCGAGUCAUGCAUUCAGCACUAAAAUGGACGGCCGCCAGGGUGUCAGUGAUGGGAGGCAGCUGCUGCAAUGGGAAACUGAUCGGUGGAGAAGAGGAGUGGCACUUGUCAUACUUUCUUUUUAAUUUGGCUGUAUCACCUUUCUCUUUGUGUUAAUGGAUAUUUUGGUCUUUGUGAACAGGAGUGUGCUAGGAGGAGAGCUAAGUUAACAUUUUGUGGGCAACAUAUUGGGGAUAAAAAGCUGUAGCUUUCACUUUUAGUUAGUUUUCUCUCUCAUUUGCCUGUAUGUUUCAUGAUUAAGAAAGAGGUUCAGCCCGUGCAAAUGAGCAGAGAAGUUUUUAAGUUAUUGGCUGCUAAAGUGCUGGGAUGCAGUGCUGCUGCACACCUCUGUUUGUAAGCAAGUAGUACCAAAGUAUAUUUUUUAUUUGCCACCCCAGGGCAUUGUAGUUUUUUAUUUAAAGCCUUGCAUUCAGAAAGAACAGUUGCAUUCAGCAGAGAUGUUGAAGGCCCUGUUUUUAGUGCAGGUAGGCACUACCAUUUUUUGUGAUUGUGCACAAAUUAUCUUGUAUGCAUAUUUUUAGCAUAAAUGCAAGUAUAAAAUUUUAUUGGAGAUAGUUGAUCGGAUUGUUAUGUACAUAAAUGAUCUAUGAGAUGACUUUAAAUGUUAUGUGGCCCAGUUUGGAUUGUGUAGUAGGCAAAAGGAAUAUCGGAUGUGUCUGUGACUGUUAUGAAACACCUCUUGGGUUGUGUACUAAACAGCUGCAGUGUAAAAACAAAAGCAGCAAUUGCAUCAAGGCCUUUACAUCUGCAUGAUUAUUUUUAUUACUUUUAUUAGUUUGUUGCCAAUAUUGAUGCUUUACACCUUCUUAGUACUCGCUGUGUAUACGUAUUGCACACAUACUGGAGCUGAGGCUGCACAUUAGCAUCUUCAGAAGUUUACUUGCACUAAUGUUUGUUCAAUCCUAUAUUUAGCCCUGCAGUGAGCAUGGCCUUGACUUGUUAGUCCUUCACUGUGGCGCUCUCAUGUAGUACAAAAGCAUCAGCUCAAGUUUUGCCAUUGCACUGAUUGUCCUCCUUGUAGACUGUUCAUGUGGAAGGUAUGUGAACGCUUUGUCUGUAUGUUACAGUCACUUCCUUUUUCUUGUUUUUCUGGGGCUUAGGUGUUAUAAAAUUUGUGCAUAUCUUAUAUUGCAUCUUCCACAAAAACUGAACAAGCACCGAGUCAGUGAUGUGAUGCUUAUGUUCAAUGCCCUGUUCCUUUCAUAGAAAUUAUUUACACUGUGUACAUUUUUCUGUACCUGCAGUAUCAUUGUAGUGAUGCUUGUGUCUUUAAAGUGUUCCUGCCAUUCCGUAACCUUGGAUAAAAUGAAAAUGCAGUUUGUGCGUUCAUGUUCCAUGUAAUUUAAGGCCUGCCACUUGCAGGGUUUUCUGCAGCUUAGCACAAGUUGCAUGCCAUGAAUGAAUGGCCUCUGUACAUGGCACCACUGCAAAAUAUACUAUUUUAACUUGGUUUAUUGCUGUUUAACUUUAUUUUUAAGAAAUGGUUCUCCUGGUGAGCUACAGUAUAGUUCAAAAUUUAUUACCGUUCCACUUGCUUCAGUUAUGUUCAAGUUUCCCUGCUUGUCUGCAGACCUGCUGAGACCAAGAGAUUUAAUGGCAUGUGCAGGGUUAUUUUUUCAUCUUUUCUUUAAUACACCUUUGACUUAUUUAUUCUGGGCAAAGAAUUUUGUAUUAGAUAUGCUGACGUUUGAAGACUAAUGUAACUGCAAUUUCAAUGCUCGCCAGCCAUUGCAAUUUCUUUUUCCUCUCCAUUAAUUUUUUCUUCUGCUGUUGCAUCAUUUGAUAACACUUUUUGCCUAGUGUCCCCACUAGGCACCUGGCUGUGACUUAUCGCUAAGAAACUUUGAUGCAACAUUCUUGUAUCGUGCCAAGGUGUCUACAAAAUUCUUGCUCUUCCUGUUGUAUGAGGACACCUUGAGCAUGUUGAUUGUUGGUUGAAUUGUGCCAUAACGUAUAUAGCAGUUUGUAUCUUGGCUGUAAUGGAGGAGACAAUGAACAUAAAUGUGCCACAUGACUGGCAGUAGCAUGGAUGGUUAUUUUCGUAUGAAGUGGCACUUAAAAAUGCUUUAUUUAGAAUGCUGCCGUGCUGAAUCUCUCUGAACAACCCGCAUUCUCAUUUGCACUUGUUCCCAAACUGCACUGUCAUCCACCUUGUGUCGAUCUGUUGUAGUUGUGCCAGGCCUACAAGUAACGCACAUACCAAACUUGCUUUGUCUGUACUAGAUCAGAGCAUUUAUCAUUUAUUGUUGUGAAAAUGUGUAUGGAAGGCAACUGUGUAUACAUGCAGAGAUAUCUGGGCUGCUAGGGCGGUUGAAGGGAUGCCCACAUAUAAGUAGCUCCUUCAGGAAAUGGCGUCAUGUGUAAAACCACUGCCAAAUGGGUGGAAAUGUUUGUGUGUAUGUGUGCAUGUGUGGACACAGUGUUGGAGAAAGAAGCCACAUUACUUGGGGCCGUAACAUCGAAGACUUUGCAAGUCACCUGUUUCAUGUGCUGCUUAUUGUAGCUUUUAUCACCGGCAUGGUUAAGCUCAUGUUUGUUUCCCAUUUGUGACCUUUCCAGACGUGUUGCACAUGUUGCACUGUUGAAAUUGUCUUGGUUGACUUGUUUUACAACAUGUGCUUUGAGUACAUUAAAGAUCAGUGCUUAUACAAAGCA
Molecule: messenger RNA, 3557 nt
Organism: Rhipicephalus sanguineus (brown dog tick)
Lineage: Eukaryota; Metazoa; Arthropoda; Arachnida; Ixodida; Ixodidae
Product: CKLF-like MARVEL transmembrane domain-containing protein 4
Exons: 6
Coding region: 199-765 (188 amino acids)
Cellular component (GO): membrane
Source: RefSeq, a predicted model, not a curated record